UCAAAGAGCCAACAAGAAAGCGUGCGCUUCAAGGUCUCACAGAGAGAACAUUGAAGGAAAGCUAUGUCUGGAGUUGGGCCUAUUCGGCAGGAUUGGGAACCGGUGAUGAUCCGGAAGAAAGCUCCGACCGCCGCCGCCAGGAAGGACGAGAAAGCCGUCAAUGCAGCUCGCCGCGCUGGCGCCGAGGUCGAGACCGUCAAGAAAUAUAAUGCUGGCUCAAACAAGCCUGCUUCUAGUACGACUUCACUGAACACUAAGAAACUGGAUGAAGACACGGAGAAUCUAGCUCAUGAACAUGUGCCAACUGAACUCAAGAAAGCUAUUAUGAAAGCUCGGAUGGAGAAGAAACUUAGCCAGGCACAGCUUGCUCAGAUGAUCAAUGAGAAGCCUCAAGUGAUUCAGGAGUACGAGUCGGGAAAAGCCAUUCCAAACCAACAGAUAAUUAGCAAGCUGGAGAGGGCCCUUGAUGCCAAACUGCGCCGCAAGAAAUAGGGAAGAGAAUGUGACGGUUUCAAGUUGAAACGUGCAUGUUAAUUCACAUUUCAUACGGACUGAACUCACAGCACUUAUAACCCGCUAUUCCGUAUCACGUGGAUUUAGUUGGAGACACCCUGCAGUUGUUAGAAUUGUGAAGAGUUGUGCAAUCGGUACAUCAGUGCGAGGCACAACACUAUGUUAAGGUUCUAUUGUUCACAUUCACAUGUAUACUUGUGAAGAUGUGAGUUGUAUGAUGACGUUUUGUUGCUAUGAUGAUUUUAACUAGUUGGAAUAAAUAGAUAUGAAAGAAAUAAAUUUUGUUGAUUA
Neltuma alba is the source of this 804-nucleotide messenger RNA. Its product is annotated as multiprotein-bridging factor 1b-like. The transcript is spliced from 4 exons. Lineage: Eukaryota; Viridiplantae; Streptophyta; Magnoliopsida; Fabales; Fabaceae. The coding region runs from base 64 to 492 and encodes 142 amino acids. The record is from RefSeq and is a predicted model, not a curated record. Gene Ontology annotation, molecular function: DNA binding. Gene Ontology annotation, cellular component: nucleus.